UAAUAUAUAUAUUUAUAGCUGUGAAAAUGUAUUUAUUCAUCGGUUGAAGUCAUUAGGUUGGAAGAAAAAUGUUUAGAUGCAAUUUUUCUCAUGGAAUCAACAGGUUCAAGGUUUCUUUUUCAAAAGAGAAACGAGAAAAUUGAUUGGAGGCGGUUAGCUGGUCUUGAUAUAAAUAGAAUUGCAAAUGAAGUUGAUGUUGAUGCAAUUCAAGAAAACAUUGCAACUGUUACCUACUGCAAUAUUGAAUAUGAAUUAGGUCAUGAUAGUUUGGAUCCAAACUUUAUAAAGUUAUUUCGCCUUGCACAGCUAAUGAUUGAAUACCUUUUGCACUGUCAGCAGUAUUUACAAGCAAGUUUGGAGGAAAAGCAGAACACAAUCAAUCUUGUUACUGAACAUAUUCAAGCUGUUCAACAGCAAGAAGCAGCAACUAAAAAUGAAUUAAAUCUUCGAAAUGAAAUGUACAAGAAACUGAAAAAAGAAUUUAACAAAGCAAAGGUGCAAAUUGCAGACUACCAAUUAAUGAUCAGAGCUGGAGCUAGUGGACAGUACAAAUGCGUUUACUGCAAUAAAAGUUUUGUUUCUGAAUUUUACUUGUCAAGUCACCUUCAGAGAAGGCAUCCUAAUGAAAGUCAAAAAAUGUUUCCCUUAUCACCAACGUCGUUGUACAAUUCUCAGGUUCAGAAUGAGAUAAAUGUUGUAAGAGAAAGGUUACUUGCUACAGAAGCUGAGCUUAUAGCAGAAAAACAGAAAAUAAAAAUCAUUCAGAAUGAGGAUUCCUUAAAGAAUGAAAAGUUGAUGCAAGAUAUACAAAAAGAACAUGCUCUUUGGAAAAAUCAGGAGCAGGAGAAAAUGAAGACAGAGAUAGAAAAUUUUAAAAAUAUCAUGCUUGAAGAGAUGAGACUAAUGCAAAAAGAAAAAGAACUAUUGCAACAAAAUAUUUAUGAAUUAGAAAAGUCGUCAGGAAAAAAAAAAUCAAAUCUAGGUAGUUUGAUGGAUGAAGAUGAUUUAGAUUACAAAAGUCUCUCCAACAAGAUAGAAGCUCUUGAAAAAGAUUUUCAGCUUCGUUUAAAUGAAAAUGCAAAAAAUGAGGUUUUGCAAAAGAAAAAAUAUGAAAAAGCUCUGAAGGCUGAGCGUGCCAAGUUAGAGUUAUCAGAAAAAGCACGGGCAGAGGAAAGUAAACUUUACAAAGAUCAAAUUGAUGGUUUGUAUGAGAAACUCAACAAACAUGAAGAGCUAUUGAAAAAGUCUCAGCUUCAUUCAGAGAAUACAUUGAUAACUUUAAACAACCCUUCAACACCAGCAGCGGAUAACAUUUCUAUAGAAAAUGAAGUUUGUCUUUGGGUUUCUUGCAAUUUAAAAGUGAAUGGAAUUCACAGAGUGAGCUUAAAGCCAGCAUACAAAACAACUGAUUGGAAAGACAUUUUUUCCUUCUAUGCUCCUUUAACACCAAAGGGAGAAUUUAAUAAACCAGUAUAUGUUUAUUCUUGUGGAGGAUCUCCGUUUUGGCGGCAGUACAUUUCUUUUAGUGAUAGCCCUCCUAACUCAAGUUAUAAAAAUGAUUUGAUAUUUUAUGUUGCUAAUAACAAACUUGCAGGCACAAUAAAAUUAUACAUUCAUUAUGCAGGCAGUGCUAGUGUGGUGCAUUCAAUGAUUUCUGAAAAAAAAAAUGUUAAAAAUUGGACGAAUAAAGAUGUCAGCUUUUAUACCAUUAAAACUGUUGUUUCUAAAAACUCCUUGAGUAACUCAGGGUUCACAGUAACUAACUUAAGUGACUCCGAUGAAGUUUCAGUUUCUAGUAUUGAUGGUAACAAUGAAGUCAAAGGAAUGUUAGCGGUUGAUCUUCAGAAAAGUAGAGAAAAUCUACUUCAGGAUGAUUCUGAGAGCAAUAAACAAUCAUAUGAUUCUGAAUCAGAAGAUCUGAGUCAACAACAGGAAGAAAAAGACGAAUCAGUGCAAAGCAAUGCUGAAUAUAAUAAUGAUUUAACAUCAUCUGGUUCUAUUUUUAAUACUACUCUUCCAGAAAAAGGAACUUAUCAACCAUAUUCUCAUAACCCAUUAGCGAUUGCUCGUUACAAACCAAACCAACAAGUAUUGGAUGCUCAGAGAAAUGAGAUUAUAGAUAUAUUAGAAGAAAAUCUUGCUAAAUAUGGCAUAGCUGAAAAUGAAACUCAAAUGUCAACAUCUGUUUUUAAUUCUAAAAUGAGUAAUCAUGCAAAAGAAGCUGAGUUAAAGGAAAGAACAUUCCCUGGUAUUUUAAAGUUGCGCCAAGAGAUCCAAACACAACUUGAUGAGUUUGUUACAAAACAAUGGAUGAAACGUAAAAAAGAAAAUGCUUUCAAGUCGCUAAAGAAAAAAGCAAAUGUCAUUAAAGCUUUUAUUAAACCUGGAAAAAGUACAACAGAAACUAGAGAUAUUGUGACUCGGGCUUUGCCUUCCAUUUCUGUUGAACACAGCAACUAUAGAGAUGAUGUUCAAAACAAAAAAAAAGUUCGCAUAAAUAAUGAAUCAAUCAACUCUCCUGAUGAUUCAGAAGAAAAUAAAUUUUCUAUGAAGAAUCAUGAAAGUAGGCUAACACAUGAUUUCAGCAAAGAAAAUAAAGCAAAUAAUGAACUUUCAAAUGAAAUAAAAAAUGAUGUUUUAUCAUAUUAUGAAAGCAGCUCCAGUGAUGAUUUUGAUGUUAGCCAGUCUUCUGACUGGGAAUCAGAUAGUAUACAGAAAUCAGACGCUAAAAGAACAGAAAAAAAUGAAAUCAGUGAACAGUUAUAUCCUGUUAGCAGUAAUGAUCAAACAGAGAUACCAUACAAUCCUAAAAUGCGUCCUCCGAAAGGUGAUAAGGUACGCGAACUAGCUGCAAGUCUAGAAGCUAGCUUGACACUUCGUGAUCCUAACAUAAAAAUAGCAGGUGCAGUAGACACCAUAAACGUACCAAAAUCCAACCUAAAGAGGUCUGUGGCAUUUAAAGAGGAGGAUGACGAAGAUAGUGAUUUUUCUCUUGAUGAAUCUCCUGAACCAAGAAACGGUGUUGGCGGCCAACAAUACUUUGAAGAUUACGACAAAGAGUUGGACGAUAUUUUAUCUGGUUUAAAACCGAAACCAUCUUCUUCGUCUACUCCAGAUAAAAAGUCAAGUAAGAACCAUACCGAGGCAACCAUGGUGACAGAUUUCUUUGACGAUAGCUUGUAACGUGCCGCUGACAAUAGGAGUUAAUUAAAUUAAUGUUUUUUGUGAGCCAUUUAAAUUUAAAAAAUGAUAUAAUUUUA
Hydra vulgaris (swiftwater hydra) is the source of this 3260-nucleotide messenger RNA. RefSeq lists its product as uncharacterized. The record is from RefSeq and is a predicted model, not a curated record. Gene Ontology annotation, cellular component: ciliary basal body; cytoplasm. Gene Ontology annotation, biological process: cilium assembly. Lineage: Eukaryota; Metazoa; Cnidaria; Hydrozoa; Anthoathecata; Hydridae.